CCCGUCAGAUUCAUCAACAACAUGGGACCCAGAAAUAAAACAGAUGUUUCAGAAUUUCUUCUCAUGAGACUGACAGAGGAUCCAGAACUGGAGACCAUACUCUUCAGCCUGUUCCUGUCCAUGUACCUGGUCACCGUUCUGGGAAACCUGCUCAUUGUCCUGGCUGUCAUCUCUGACUCCCACCUCCACACACCCAUGUAUUUCUUUCUCUCCAAUCUUUCCUUUACUGACAUCUGUUUAAGCACAACCACAAUCCCAAAGAUACUGGUAAACAUCCAAACACAGAAUCAGGGCAUCACUUAUGCAGGCUGCCUCAGCCAGAUCUGCUUUGUCCUGACUUUUGUUUGUUGGGAAAAUUUUCUCCUUGCAGUAAUGGCCUAUGACCGCUAUGUGGCCAUUUGCCAUCCACUGAGGUACAGAGUUAUCAUGAACCCCCGACUCUGUGGACUGCUGAAUCUACUCUCCUUGUUCAUUAGUAUUGUGGAUGCCUUGCUCAACAGUCUGAUGGUGUUGCGACUGUCCUUCUGCACAGACCUGGAAAUCCCCCUCUUCUUCUGUGAAGUUGUUCAGCUCAUCAAGCUUGCAUGUUCUGAUACCCUCAUCAAUAACGUUCUGAUAUAUUUUGCGGCUAAUGUAUUUGCUGGUGUUCCACUUUCUGGAAUCAUUUUCUCUUAUAUUCAAAUUGUUUCCUCUAUUUUGAGAAUGUCAUCAUUAGGGAGAAAGUAUAAAGCUUUUUCCACUUGUGGGUCUCACCUCUCAGUUGUUACCUUGUUCUAUGGGACAGCUUUUGGAGUGUAUAUUAGUUCUGCAGUGACAAACUCUUCCAGGAAGAUGGCAGUGGCUUCAAUGAUGUACACUGUGGUCACUUCUGUGAUGAAUCCCUUUAUUUACAGCCUGAGGAACAGGGACAUGAAGGGAGCCUUGAGGAAACUCAUUGGUAGAAUACCUUCUUUCCUGUGA
Molecule: messenger RNA, 960 nt
Organism: Ceratotherium simum simum (southern white rhinoceros)
Lineage: Eukaryota; Metazoa; Chordata; Mammalia; Perissodactyla; Rhinocerotidae
Source: RefSeq, a predicted model, not a curated record